Molecule: messenger RNA, 692 nt
Organism: Harmonia axyridis
Lineage: Eukaryota; Metazoa; Arthropoda; Insecta; Coleoptera; Coccinellidae
Product: 40S ribosomal protein S7-like
Exons: 4
Coding region: 91-663 (190 amino acids)
Biological process (GO): ribosomal small subunit biogenesis; rRNA processing; translation
Cellular component (GO): cytosolic small ribosomal subunit; 90S preribosome; small-subunit processome
Molecular function (GO): structural constituent of ribosome
Source: RefSeq, a predicted model, not a curated record
CUUCUCUUUGAUGUCACGGUAAGUUGUGUGAAGUUAACUUACGGUAAUUUCUUAUUUCAGUUUGUAUUUUUGCAAAAUACUUAAUGUAAUAUGGCUAAUAAAAUAAUUAAAGCUGGAGGUGCUGAACCCGAUCAGUUUGAGUCCCAAGUGGCUCAAGCUUUAUUGGAAUUGGAACAGAGCUCUGAUUUGAAAGCUCAACUCAGGGAGCUCCACAUUACUAAGGCUAAGGAAAUAGAUUGCAACAAUAAAAAGUCAAUCAUCAUCUAUGUGCCCAUGCCCAAACUCAAACAGUUCCAAAAAUUGCAAUCAGACUUGGUUAGGGAACUUGAGAAGAAAUUCAGUGGUAGGCAUGUAGUUUUUGUUGGUGAACGCAAGAUUUUGAAUAAGCCCACACGUAAAACUAGGACUAGGAGCAAGCAGAAGCGCCCAAGAUCUCGCACAUUGACUGCUGUGUAUGAUGCUAUUUUGGAUGACUUAGUUUAUCCAGCUGAAAUUAUCGGCAAGAGGAUACGAGUGAAGUUGGAUGGUUCUCAGCUUAUUAAAGUUCAUUUAGAUAAGAAUCAACAAACCAACAUAGAACACAAAGUUGAUACUUUCUCCUCCAUCUACAAGAAGUUGACCGGAAGACAAGUUAUCUUCCAAUUCCCAGAGGCAUAUUUGUAAAAUAUGUAAUAAACAAUUUCAAAAAUAAA